UUAACAAACUUAAAUAAUUAAGUUGACUUUUUUUUUUACUCUUAUAAUAUUUUGGUAGCGAAUUGAUUGUUAACGUGCGUUUAAAUAAAAGUGAUUGAUUUUUUUGCGGCGUCAAUCGUAAAAAAAAAAAUUAAUAAACAAUCGAGAUUAAGGAGACAGAGGAGGGAGAAUUUAACGUCAUUUAAAAUCUUGCGAGUGUUUCAAAUCGCAGUUAAUAAAGUACUCUUAUGGACUUAACAUAUUUUUUAUUGUUAUAUAUGUAUAAUGUAAUUUGAUAUUUUCUUACUGUUAUUGUUAUUAUAAAUAACCGGUUCGCGUUUGUUUAAUUAAAUGUUUUUUCCAAACAAUAUGUUAGCAAGUAAAAAUAUUUGAGUAUUAAUUUGUUAAUUAUUUAAAUUUUUAAUAUAAUUAGAGGAAAGCCGGUUUUUUAUUGUAACUAAUCGUUGAUUAAGUUAUUAGUAAUUAUUUAUGAUGACGACGAAUGUUAAGAAUAUGGUAAUUGAAGAAAAAAUAAAAAAACCAGGAGGAUUUGGAGCGAGACAUUUGCAAUGUUUAUUAUUAUUUUUGGGGAUAACAAUUGCUUACACCAAUCGAUUGUGUCUGUCAUUAGCUAUUGUUGCUAUGAAAGAUUCAACGAAUAACAACAGAGUGGAUUCAGAGCACGCCGGAAUAGUGUUGAGCUCAUUUUUUUGGGGGUACACAGUAAUGCAAAUACCAUCAGGAUAUUUGGCGAGAGAAUGGAGUGCUAAGCAAGUAUUGGGAUGGGGUUUGUUGAUAAAUGGAUUAUUAAGUUUGCUGGUGCCAUUAGCGAAUGAUCAAGGUGGAUGGGCUGCUACUUGUGCUUGCAGAGUUAUUAUGGGUUUAAGUCAAGCCUGCCUUCUUCCAUGUGUACAUACAUUUUUAUCUAAAUGGGUACCACCCAGUGAAAGAAGCCGAUUGGGUAGUAUUACAUACGCGGGCGCACAAUUUGGCACUGCAAUAUCUUAUCCGAUAUCCGGAGUUUUGAUCCAGUACGCCGGAUGGCGGAGUGUCUUCUACUUCUUCGGUGCAGCUGCAAUUAUUUGGUCUUCUGUAUUUUUCAUCUUCGGUUACGAUUCCCCGAUUCUAUUGACACAAUCACCCAGCAUAGCGUGCUGUCGUUUAAAAAUAAGCAGCGCAGAAAAAAGAUUUAUUGAAGGCGGUCUAGGACAGUCUCAAGAAGAUGUCUCUGAAAAGGCAAAUAUUAAGACACCUUGGAUGAGUAUAUUAACUUCUGUCCCAUUUUGGGCGCUGGCAAUUGCUCAUUGCGGACAAAACUGGGGUUUCUGGAUGCUGCUGACAGAAUUGCCAACUUAUAUGGCAAGCAUACUAAAGUUUAACUUCAAAGAGAACGGCUUGAUAUCAGCGCUGCCGUAUAUUGCGAUGUUACUUCUGACGGUUCCUGUAAGUUGGCUGAGCGACUGGAGUCAGAAGAAGGGACUUUCACGAGGACUGGCUAGAAAAAUAAGCAACAGUGUCGGACACUGGGGUCCUGGACUAGCUCUAUUGGGAUUAGCGUUUGUUCCAGAAGGUCACAAAACUCUAUCAGUGGCUAUUCUUAUUGUCGCAGUAGGCCUCAAUGUCGGAACACUCUGUGGGUUCCAAAUAAAUCACAUUGAUCUAAGUCCUAAUUUCGCUGGAGUUCUCAUGUCAAUUACCAACUGCUUGGCUUCUGUAGUCGCGAUUCUCGCUCCUCUUAUCGUCAGCUUGAUUGUUACAAAUGAAAACGAUGUACUUCAGUGGCAUACAGUAUUUUAUAUAUCAGCGGCGAUAUAUUUUAUUGGUAAUUUGAUAUUUGUGCUAUUUGGCAAAGGUGAAAUACAAGAAUGGGAUGAUCCGAAUCAUGGAAAUAAAAAUGGACAAAUCUAUUCCCAAUAACGUUGAGUAUAUAAGUGGAUAUAUAUUAUAAUAUAUGCAGUUAUUUUAACGAUUUUCAGUUCAAGUGACUGCGAUUAUUUAUUUUUAAUAAAAAUAAUUAUUAUUUAUAGUUUAAUUUACUAUGUAAUUAUUGUUUUUAUUUUAUUA
This is a messenger RNA of Microplitis demolitor, 2043 nucleotides long. RefSeq names its product putative inorganic phosphate cotransporter. Gene Ontology annotation, cellular component: plasma membrane. The record is from RefSeq and is a predicted model, not a curated record. Lineage: Eukaryota; Metazoa; Arthropoda; Insecta; Hymenoptera; Braconidae. Gene Ontology annotation, molecular function: transmembrane transporter activity. The transcript has 7 exons. The coding region runs from base 469 to 1896 and encodes 475 amino acids. Gene Ontology annotation, biological process: monoatomic anion transport; transmembrane transport.